AUGCUUACAGGGCGAUACUACCUGAUGGUGGUCGGAGGCAAGGUAAAGAAACCAGGCAAGCGAGGUCGUAAACCAGCCAAAAUAGACUUGAAGGCAAAGCUUGAAAGAAGUCGUCAGAGUGCAAGAGAGUGCAGAGCCAGGAAGAAGCUGAGGUACCAGUACCUGGAAGAGCUGGUUUCAAGCAGAGAGCGAGCCAUCUGCGCUCUUAGAGAAGAGCUUGAAAUGUACAAGCAGUGGUGCAUGGCGAUGGACCAAGGGAAAAUCCCCUCUGAAAUAAAAGCCCUGCUAACUGGAGAGGAGCAGGGCAAAGCACAGCAGAACUCAAGCAAACUUGCCAAGGCUGGGAAGACAGACGCAAACAGCAGCAAUCCCUGGUGAAGAUUAAUCUACAUCAGUAAUGAAUCUAGUUCUUCCCGGCAUCCCAUGAAGAGAUGGAGAAGAUUUGGCAUCAUAGUUCCAUUUGCUAUGUUCCAAGAAAUUAUAAUCUCUAUAAUUAGCUAUAAAAUUACUCUUAAUAUAAGGACCAAAUGUCUGAGACUAGUCUGUAGAGGAAUCAGAGGGAAAGCUGAAAUAAGAACCCUAGUCCUUCUCAUUAUGCUUAAGAGUUACAGUGUGAGUGACAGAGGGUCGGAUGAUAUAGAAAUCCCUGUUGUAGGUAAGGAAGGCAAAAUGCCAGCUUGUGAGUUUCCUGCUGUUAGUGCCACUGAGCAUUAAUUUCUUUAAGUUAUGUCGAUAACUGAAUUUCUUGUAUGACUGUUGUAUGAUGUUGUGGAUUUGUAUUAGAAAACAAAGCUUCUAAUCCACAGUAAAGUCUGAGGUAUCCCAUACUAGAUAGCGAAGCAGUGGACUAAAAUUCAGCUAAUGCUAUAUUUAUGGAAUGUAUAGAUUUGUACAUGUAGAUAUAUAAGUAGAAUUUGUAAUGUCAGUUAUAGCCGUUGCCUUAAGCAAUUUCUGCAAAGGCUGUUGCUUGAUAUUAUUUAUACCAUUAUUUGUAUUUUCUUUAUCUUACCCACUUUAAAUUGUAACUAGAAAAUGCUGUCAUUGUUCUGCUAAUGAUUUUCAGCAACACUUCAU
Molecule: messenger RNA, 1074 nt
Organism: Pygoscelis adeliae (Adelie penguin)
Lineage: Eukaryota; Metazoa; Chordata; Aves; Sphenisciformes; Spheniscidae
Gene: CREBL2
Product: cAMP responsive element binding protein-like 2
Exons: 4
Coding region: 1-378 (125 amino acids)
Biological process (GO): regulation of DNA-templated transcription
Cellular component (GO): nucleus
Molecular function (GO): DNA-binding transcription factor activity
Source: RefSeq, a predicted model, not a curated record